This is a messenger RNA of Daldinia decipiens, 2683 nucleotides long. RefSeq names its product DNA repair helicase rad25. Gene Ontology annotation, cellular component: transcription preinitiation complex; transcription factor TFIIH holo complex; nucleotide-excision repair factor 3 complex. The record is from RefSeq and is a predicted model, not a curated record. NCBI's taxonomy places the organism in Eukaryota, Fungi, Ascomycota, Sordariomycetes, Xylariales, Hypoxylaceae. Gene Ontology annotation, biological process: transcription initiation at RNA polymerase II promoter; nucleotide-excision repair. The transcript is spliced from 2 exons. Gene Ontology annotation, molecular function: DNA binding; ATP binding; 3'-5' DNA helicase activity. The coding region runs from base 82 to 2574 and encodes 830 amino acids.
GGUGAUCUUUCUUUGACUGUUCCUCACCUUCCACCUUUCACCUUUCACCUUUCACCUUUCAAGUUCAGAUUUGAUGUCAAGAUGCCAGCGAAGAGAAAAGCUUCAGGAAACGUUAUAGGCCCCGCUAAGUCGGGAAGAGCCUCUACUACUUCGACACCCGGUCCUUCGACGCCUCGAUCCAUCGAUAGCGACGAUGAUUCAGAUUCUCCAGAGGAGCCGGCCGAGAAUGAGGAGCAGCUACAAAAGGUCGUAGAUCGUUUCUCCCUUGCCACGUUUCAAGGCACCACGGUGCACGAAGAAGAUUGGACUUCGAGUCGAUUUUUUAGAGGGGGAAAGCGGGAUUUCUCAUACUUGCCUCUGAAGCCCGAUUUUAAGAGUCGUCCUAUAUGGAUCGAUCCUCAGCGAGGACGGAUCAUCCUAGAAAACUUCAGCCCCUUGGCCGAUCAAGCAAAAGACUUCCUCAUCACCGUUGCCGAGCCUUUAUCGCGUCCGACCUUUAUCCACGAGUAUGCUCUUACUAGUCACAGUCUAUACGCUGCUGUAUCAGUUGGGCUACAACCCCGAGACAUCAUCAACACCCUAGAACGGUUUUCAAAGACCCCCGUCCCAGAAUCAAUAACGAAAUUUAUUAGUAGUUGUGCUUCAAGUUAUGGCAAAGUGAAGCUAGUCAUUAAGGAUACGAAAUAUUUCGUAGAAAGCACGGACCCAGAAGUACUACAGAAGCUGCUAAAGGACCCGGUUAUCGGACCUUGUCGCGUUAAGGGGACGGAAACUGUUAUUAGCGCCCCUUCUAUGGGUGGCCUGGUGAUUCCCGGAACCUCCAAUGCCGCAGGAGUACAACAAGCACAAAUUAAAAAGGAUGAAAAGGCACAACCAGAGACAACCGAGGGGGCGCAAGCUCAAGAUCCUUACGAUGCUCUAAGAGAAGAUGAUGAUGACGAUAACCAGGAGGCCGUGCAUGCCUUCGAGAUCUACGACACGUCUAUCGAAACCGUCCAGAAGCGUGCCCUGGAGAUUCAAUACCCUAUGCUAGAGGAGUAUGAUUUCCGCAACGACGAUCGAAAUGCGAACCUCGAGAUCGAUUUACGACCAGCUACACAAAUCAGGAGUUAUCAGGAGAAGAGCCUUAGCAAGAUGUUUGGUAACGGUAGAGCAAAAAGUGGUAUCAUCGUCUUGCCUUGUGGCGCAGGUAAGACGUUAGUCGGAAUCACUGCUGCCUGUACGAUCAAGAAGGGCUGCAUCGUACUUUGCACGAGCACGAUGUCGGCUAAUCAAUGGCGGAACGAAUUCUUAAAAUGGUCCAAUAUCAGACCCGAUGAUAUUGCCUUAUUCACUUCGGAUCAUAAACACAGGUUCCCCGGUAAUACUGGUAUUAUCGUUACAACAUAUCCCAUGGUGACAAACUCGGGGAAGAAGCGGGCUCACGAUUCACAGAAGAUGAUGGAUUUCCUGACUAGUCGUGAAUGGGGUCUGAUGUUGCUCGACGAGGUUCACGUCGUGCCCGCCAAUAUCUUCCGGAAGGUCUCACACUCGAUCAAGAGCCACGCAAAGCUCGGAUUAACUGCUACGCUACUUCGAGAGGACGAUAAGAUUUCAGAUUUGAACUUCCUUAUUGGGCCGAAGCUGUACGAGGCGAAUUGGAUGGAGCUAUCAGAGCAAGGUCACAUAGCCAAAGUCCAAUGUGCUGAAGUGUGGUGCCCGAUGACGGCAGAAUUCUUCGACGAGUUCAACAGACAGAAGAAAAAUCGAAGUCUCCAACAAAACUUAUAUGUCAUGAACCCACGAAAGAUCCAGGCUUGCCAAUUCCUCAUUGAUUAUCACGAGAGGCGAGGUGACAAGAUUAUCGUCUUUUCGGACAACGUAUACGCCCUCAAACAGAUCGCCUUAGCCCUCGGAAAAGCUUACAUUUGUGGGUCUACAUCGAAUAAUGAGCGGACGGUAGUGCUGGAGAAUUUCAUGCAUAACCCCCUCGUCAAAACUAUCUUCCUGUCCAAGAUUGGUGAUACAUCUCUCGACCUUCCAGAGGCUACGUGUUUGAUCCAGAUAUCCUCGCAUUACGGUUCUCGUCGUCAGGAAGCACAGCGAUUAGGCCGGAUCCUCCGAGCAAAGCGGAGAUCAGACGAGGGAUUUAAUGCAUUUUUUUACUCACUAGUCUCGAGGGAUACACCCGAGAUGUACUACUCGACCAAGAGACAGGCUUUCCUUGUAGAUCAAGGAUAUUCCUUUAAGGUCAUCACGUCUCUUACCGGAAUGGAGAAGAUGGAAGGGCUCGUGUUCAGUACGCCUCAGGAGCGUCGCGAGCUUCUCGCCAAGAUUGUAACCGACACAGAGAAGCCGGAUGAUAGAGACAGGGAUGAUACCACGGAUGAUAUGUUUAAUAUAACAGGUUCGAGAAAGAGAGGUCGAGUUAGACGUACAGCUGGUGGGCUUGAUGAUCUUAGCGGUGGAAAGGACAUGGCCUACAUCGAGCAGAGAAAGGGCGCGAAUAAGGGGCUCAAGAAGAAGCCAGCCAAGAGUAGCGCCUUCUUCAAGAAGAUGGCGAGGGAGAAGGAAAGGCUCAAAACUCAGCGCUAGGAUGCGUGAAUAUAUUGUGUAUACUACCGGGGCGCAGAGAAGGAGUGACACCAGCGUAUUUUGGAGACUAUGCGGGAUAUGAAUAUACCCCAAGUACGGUUUUCACCGC